Messenger RNA from Hemicordylus capensis (graceful crag lizard), 2925 nucleotides. It is a transcript of the gene TSPYL2, whose product is annotated as TSPY like 2. The transcript is spliced from 7 exons. Gene Ontology annotation, cellular component: nucleus; chromatin. The record is from RefSeq and is a predicted model, not a curated record. Gene Ontology annotation, biological process: nucleosome assembly. Bases 368 to 1849 code for a protein of 493 amino acids. Gene Ontology annotation, molecular function: histone binding; chromatin binding. NCBI's taxonomy places the organism in Eukaryota, Metazoa, Chordata, Lepidosauria, Squamata, Cordylidae.
GAAGAAAACGGGGGGGGGGAGAGAAAUAAAUCAUUGACCUAUCAACGUUCGCAUUCCCCACGUGGGAUAGGAGGAAGGCGGGACCUUUUCUGCGAUUGCCCAGCGGAGCCAGCCAAUCUGCGUUACUGUUGUCCACGUGAGUGAGAAAGCUUCGCCCUCAGUGGUUCGAGCUCACGCUCCAGUGGCCAAUCAGAAGAAGCUGCGCAGGAUUCUCGCGCUUUGGCAGUUGCAGAGUCCGUUUGACUCGCGCCCUUCCCCCCCUCCUCCUCCUCCCCCCGGUUUGAAAUCGACGGCUGGGCUCGCGCUUUCCCCCUUUUCCUCUCCUUUCCGAGUUUGAUCUGUCGGUGCGACCGGAGUUGAAUCCACCAUGAGCGGGGACGGUGGGGACUGGGACCCACCAUCCCCGCCCGCUAAGCAGCGUCGCCUAGAUCCGGCUUGUCAGUUGCAGAAGGAGACCGAAGCUGCCCAAGCUCUGGCUGACAUGACGGCUUGGGGCGGCGGGAGCCUUGAAACCGUCAGCCAGCAGGGGGCGCGCGAAACCGCCCCUGCCAAGAAGGGGCGCCUGGAGACGGUGGACCAGCAGGGGGCGCGCGAAACUGCCGCUGCCGUGGCUGCUCUGGUGGAGCGAAGCACCCCCAGGAAGGACUUGGGCAGCGGCACUCGGGAUGGCCACGCAGGAGGCGGCGCGGGGGACCUGGAGACCGCCAGGCACGAAGACGCGGAGGCGCAGCAAAAGCAGGGCAGCGCUGCUGGCGGAACGGGAAGCGACAGAGCGACGCCAGGGCUGCAGCCCCCAAGCGCCACCAGCGAGGCGAAGGGUGGCCUCGACACCCGCCAUGUGACCGCUGAGGCUGGGGAUGGCCGGGAGGGCCGGAGGAAGAGGAAGGAGGCCAAGGAGAGGCGGAGGGCCGCCGAGGCCGCGCGGGAGGCCACGGAGGACGAGUGCUCCAUCAUCUCAGUGGGGGAGGAGGAGGACGACGACGAGGAAGAGGAGGAGGAGGAGGAUGGAGGACGGCCACAGCCACCUCGCAAAACCGAGCAGUACCUGGAAGCGCUGGAGGCCGUGCAGCUGGAACUGGAGGCCGUGAACCAACAGGCCAGCCGGGCCUUUGCCCAGCUCAAGGCCAAGUUUGGCCACAUGCGGCGCCCACACCUGGAACGGCGCAACCUCAUCGUCCAGAACAUUCCUGGCUUUUGGGUCACUGCUUUUCUUAAUCAUCCCCAACUUUCAGCCAUGAUCAAUGACCGUGAUGAGGACACACUGAGCUAUAUGACUAAUUUGCAGGUUGAGGAUUUCACCCAUGCAAAGUCAGGCUGCAAGAUCAAGUUCUACUUCAGCAGUAACCCCUACUUCCAAAAUGAAGUCAUCGUAAAAGAGUUCCAGUGUGGCUCCUCUGGGAGGAUGGUGUCCCAUUCCACACCCAUUCGUUGGUGGCGUGGCCAGGACCCACUCGUGCAUGGCCGAAAAAACUUUGAGAUGAACCGCAGCUUCUUCAGUUGGUUCUGUGACCACAGCUUCCCUGCAGGAGACCGUAUUGCUGAGAUCAUUAAGGAGGACCUCUGGCCCAAUCCGCUUCAGUACUACCUGAUGGGGGAGGGUGGUGAAAAUGGUGAAGACGACAGCGAGACAGAGAAUGGUGAUGACUUUGUGGUGAUUGUGGAUGAUGAUGGUGAGGACGAGGAAGAAGAGAUAGCAGACGUGCACGAGAUCGUGGAUGAGGAGGAAGGUGGACAUGGGGAAGCUGUGGAAGAGGUUCUGAGUGGCCAAGAAGAGGAUGCCACUGGUUCCAGGUCCUCCCUCUGUGGGGAGCCAGAUGGGAAGGAUUCGGAGGCAGAAGAAGAUGGCUAGCUCAUUAUGGAAGGACUGUGUGUCUGGUUGGACUUUCCCAUGGUGACCUCAUUGGCACUUUGACUCUGACCAAUUGCACUUGGACAUGGCAGGAGGUGUAGGGGAGGUUUCGAAGGCACCUUCCUGCUCAGGAGCAGUCACAUUGGUUAUUUUAUACCUUUUAUUUAUUGCAGCGACUGCAGUUCCCUCUCUGUCCUCCUGGGGGGUCACCACACACCAGCAGCCCCCUUUCUUAAUUGUCUGAUGCUUAGCAUCUCUUCCUACCUGCCUGCACGGGGCUAUAUGUGUACUUCGCCCCCUCCCCUGGUGGCUACUCGGGGUGCUUCCUGCCCAGUGGCCUUUUCAAACACAGCUCAGGGUUCCCUUGUUCCAUUCAGCAUUAUUCAGCUGUUGACGUUUGCACCUUCCCUGCACUCCCAACGAUGAGGAUUCUGCUUGCCCUGUAGACACUUCAGCUUGAGAAUGCCCGUUAGGUUAGUGCCUCCUGCAGUCACAAGAUAGUCCCAGUCCUGCUUUCUCCCCAUCGAAAGAGUAAAGCCCACCCAUCUAGAGACUCUUCCGUCCCAAUGCUUUGCCAACCUGAACUGGGAUUAAAAUAGUUGCUGCCGGUCCAGAUGAUAGGCUCGCACCUGUUGGCUUAGUUGAAGCAAUAAUAGCUCCCUGGUGGGGUUGCUGUGUGUGAAGGAAUGAGUCCCUGGCUAAGAAAAUGGCCAAGGCCCUCUACCCUCAUGCUCAGUGCUUUCGCCAAUGCCCCAGGGCAUGAUGGUGGAGCUGUGAGGGAGGCUGUUUCUUGCAACAGCAUGGCACUGGGGAUAUCCUCACACCUACCAACUGUGGCACCCUUCAAAUCUGUGUACAAGUGCAUACAGUUUCCUAUCAAUGUUUCUAAAGCAUCACACCCAGUUGGCCCUGUCCCCUGCACCCAUAGAGGUUGUUCUAUGCAAUGCUACUGAUAUUUGUAGAAAGGCAAUUGUUUUCCUUUGCUGGGUUAUUUUGUAUAUUUCGUAUCAGGACUUUGUAUGGUUUUUUUUUUUUACUACAAAAAAAAGCACUUAAUAUACAGAGAGCUUUCCAAA